AUGCUCGGCCAGCCUGGCUCUACGCCUCUCGAUUUGUUUUGGGACAUUAUGGAAGAGGUUGAGAGAGACAUAAGAUUGAAAAGGAACCUAGUUUUGGAUAUCUUGGAUGAGAAACGAUUUGAAAUCAGAGAGCAAACUACUCUUGAAGAUUUGGAAAGUGUGUUGAAAUCUGACCAUCGUACAGCACAAUAUGACCGUGAAACGAUAGCUGCUCUAUUCGAAAAACUCCGUGAGAAGAUUGUAAAGCGUAUCGAGGACGACCGUCACCAGCAGGAGCGUCAUGCACGCCGCAAAAUGGAUGCUCUAAGGUCUGUUAUGAAACACCUUGAGCCUCCGAUUGAUGUGACGGAUACGUGGGAACAAGUCCGUCCUCGUAUCCAAAAAAUGGAUGAAUUUAUAGCACUUGAUCCAGAAGAAUUACGUCGUACAGCGUUCGAUAAAUUCAUUCGUCGGCUUAAAGAUAAGCACGACGAUAGAGAGAAAGAACGAGAGCGGAAAGAGAAGGAUCGUGGGGAUAGAGAUCGCGGUGACAGAGUGCGGGAAAAGGAUAGGGAUGGGCGAGCUUAUCGUGGAGAUGCUGCUGUUGAACCUCCCGAUCUCCAGAGCCUGAUGCAUAUGAGGCAGAAAGAAGGAGGGCCGCUGGCGAAAGAGAAAGGAGACCGAGCGGAAAGUGUCUAUGACAGAGAGCGAAGAGAGAGGGAAGAAGAGAGAGAGAGGCUUUAUAGGACUAGAGGUGACGAUGAAUAUCGCACUAGAAGAAGAGCUAGGCCUUUAAGUCCUACAGAAGAAAGCGAUGAUGGUAGAAGGGAUUCAAAGAGAUCGAGACGGGAAAGAACCCCUAAGGAGAGGACCCCCAGGGCAAGAACACCUGACGAAAGAACUCCAGUGGGCUAUGACUAUCCCAGAGAUGUCCGCUCUCCAACCAUAAAGGCAUCUACAAAACAGCCUGAAAAGAUGCAACUUGAUGAGAAGGCAGAAGAAAGCGAAGAGGGCGAAAUCGCAGAGUAA
This is a messenger RNA of Morchella importuna, 1008 nucleotides long. RefSeq lists its product as uncharacterized. The transcript is spliced from 5 exons. The record is from RefSeq and is a predicted model, not a curated record. The coding region runs from base 1 to 1008 and encodes 335 amino acids. NCBI's taxonomy places the organism in Eukaryota, Fungi, Ascomycota, Pezizomycetes, Pezizales, Morchellaceae.